This is a messenger RNA of Myotis davidii, 2541 nucleotides long. It is a transcript of the gene SRPRB, whose product is annotated as SRP receptor beta subunit. Bases 53 to 874 code for a protein of 273 amino acids. The record is from RefSeq and is a predicted model, not a curated record. Gene Ontology annotation, cellular component: signal recognition particle receptor complex. Lineage: Eukaryota; Metazoa; Chordata; Mammalia; Chiroptera; Vespertilionidae. Gene Ontology annotation, biological process: protein targeting to ER. The transcript is spliced from 7 exons.
GCGCAAGGACACGUUGCAUUUGCGGCGCCGCAGACCACGCACGCAUCUCAGCAUGGCUUCCGCGGACUCUCGACGAAUGGGGAAUGAUGGUGGUGGUGGUGUCGGGGGCGCCUUCCAGCCCUACCUGGACUCCUUGCGGCAGGAGCUGCAGCAGAGGGACCCGACGCUGCUGUCAGUCGUGGUGGCGCUUCUCGCGGUGCUGCUGACGCUGGUGUUGUGGAAGUUCAUCCGCAGCAGAAGGAGCAGUCAGAGAGCCGUUCUUCUCGUUGGCCUUUGUGACUCCGGGAAGACAUUGCUCUUUGUCAGAUUGUUAACGGGACUUUACAGAGACACUCAGACUUCCAUCACUGACAGCUCUGCUGCGUACAGAGUCAACAAUUCUAGGGGCACUAACCUGACCUUGAUUGACCUCCCUGGCCACGAGAGCUUGAGACUUCAGUUCUUAGAGCGGUUUAAGGCUUCAGCCCGGGCUGUUGUGUUUGUUGUGGAUAGUGCAGCCUUCCAGCGAGAGGUGAAGGAUGUGGCCGAGUUUCUAUAUCAAGUCCUCAUUGACAGCAUGAGUCUGAAGAACGCACCAUCAUUCUUAAUUGCCUGCAAUAAGCAAGACAUUACAAUGGCAAAAUCAGCAAAGUUAAUUCAGCAACAGCUUGAGAAAGAGCUCAACACUUUACGAGUCACCCGCUCUGCGGCCCCCAGCACACUGGACAGUUCCAGCGCAGCCCCUGCUCAGCUGGGAAAGAAAGGCAAAGAAUUUGAAUUCUCGCAGUUGCCCCUCAAAGUGGAGUUCGUGGAGUGUAGUGCCAAGGGUGGAAGAGGGGACGCCAGCUCUGCUGAUAUCCAGGACUUGGAGAAGUGGCUGGCUAAGAUUGCCUGAGGGGCGAACCCAGGCACCCAGCUGUGAAUGUGUAUGUGGUGACGGACAGUUUUGGAAAAGGGUAUAGUUAGAAACAUUUCCUUGUUCUGGAAACAAGUUACUGUAGAAUUUCAGCCUGGAGUUUUUUUUAAAAGUCCAGUUCCCCUUAUUGCUUUCAAACUUGUCACUUUUAUUGACUCGUAUGCCUUCCCCUUGUUAAAGUGUAUGUGAUGUCCCGUUAGUGUGUGCCUGAUGUUCGUCUUUGUGACCAUGACAAGCAGACUCCACGUAGAGAAGAUCAUGAGAACAUGGUUACCAUCUGAAAAGUUUUUUUUAUCUUGUGCUUUGGUCCCUUUUUCCUGGAAACAAACCUCUGUGUAUGGAACUAGUUAAUUUCCAAUUACCCUUGAGGUUCAUGGACAGUAUAUCAUUUAGUCCUUUUGAACUCUCAGUUUUGUAUGUACAAUUACAAUAUGGUCUCCCGACAUGUGGAGACAGAUAUAAAGCAGCAAGGCUGUGUUGACAGUGGGUCUGUCCUUCAUCAGCUCAGUGACUUGUCCACACUCCACCCUCAUAGCAUUUAAGUUUCCAAAACAUGUGACGAACCCUUGGAAUUAAUCAUUCCCAAGUGAUAGAACUGUAAGUGCUAUUUUGCCAAAUGCCAAGGGUAUAGUGGUUUCCCCUAACGGGGAGUACAUGGAGAUUUAGAAGCCGUUCUGCUUUCUGGGUGGCUGAAGGCUCCUGAGCUAUCUUCAUGUGCUGUUUGAUCAGCUCCUGUUGUGUACUCUUAGCUAGAAUGCCGUGGAACAAAUGCAAAAUGAAAAACGUCCUCUGGAUUUUUAAUGUGUAUUUCACUGACAUUAAGAAAAACGGCCUUUUCAAAGUGAUUAUUUGCUGUCUUCUUAAAUGUAUGGAUUUUAUAAAUUAUUAAUACAUUUCUUGGUAAGUAAAACAGCCUGUUUAGCUCAAAGUGAUUAAGUAGCAUGGUAUAGUGAGUACAGAUGGGAGUGUGUAUUAGAUUCAGGCCUAACUGUAAGUUUCCAGGGCCUAAAGAUUGCAGUGUACACUGGACAGACUCUCCUAUCCUUGCUUCACACACCGAGGGCCCAGCCCCACUAUCGCCUAAAAGGAAACAAGGGUGGCGUGAAUAUGUGGGGAGCUAACCCCAGAACAGUGUGGUAAGAGCCGUACAGGAGAGGUCUAGGGUGCUCUGGGAGCACGCAGCAGGAGCACCUAACCUGGCUUGGAGGGAUCAGGGAGAGUCAAAGAAUAAAAGCAAAUGGAGCUGACAGCGUCCCAGUGAGUGUGGUCCCCGUGUACACACUCUAGCUCCCCUGCCCCAGACUCUGUGUCACACACCUGCUGCUCAUGUAUGAAAUAAAUGCAAGCUGAGACAAGACGACGACAGACCUUGACCCUGGCAGAGUUCUUCCUGAAAGCCUCAUUGCUUCUGGUGCCCUUCCUGUCCUUUGUAGUGCUAGUUGUGCCCUUUCCUUACUCCCCAAGUAGUAAUGUAAGGAAGUAGGUAAGAACAGUGAACCAGAAAUCAGAGAGGAAUGUGAUAAAUGACGUGUUCGCAUCAUCAGAUGCGCAUGUGGGUACAAAUCAAUGGCGUGGUGCUGCUGUGAAGAGGCCUGGGUUCUCUCAGAUUUGUUUUUUCUCUCUGGUUAAUAAAGUCUUUUACUUUA